ACAUUUCAACAACAGAACUUGUUGUUUCUAGUUUUGCGCUAAAUCAAAUUAAUUGCGAAAUAUUGCUAUGGAAUCGGCUAUUUUCGAGGACUGUCGGAAGUUAAUAGAUCUCUUUGUAAAUUCGGGAAAUAAUAGUUUCCCUUCAUUUUGCAAACAGUGGAAAUCUUUGCAAUUCCAACACAUUUAUUUUGCGCAAACCUCACAUAUUGAAUUAAUACAAACGACCUCAGCCAUUAUACAUUGUGCUAAGCAGGAUAUAUGCAGUCCUGAUGAAAAUGACACAGACAUAGAUCCACCAGUCAGUCAUAACACUAACAACACAACUGCGCAACACUUUACAGAUGAACGAAUACGUAGAAGAAUCGGUUAUCUAUAUUUACUAUAUGCGAUUUACUUUAAACAACCUACAAAACAUUAUGUUAAAAUUGAAACCAAUAUAAAUACUUGGAAAAAUAUAAAAAACUUUAUAGACUCAUUACCAAUGUCACCAGAUAUGGACGAACCUCGAUACAUAUUUUGGCGUCUAUUGCAAGCCGACGCUUUUCGUUUCACAGCUUUAAACUAUUGUGUAGGCUUGGAAGAUUUCGUUGAUUACGAUAAACUGAAUGGUAAAGAUAAUGUAGACGUUUUGGGUAAGAAUAGUAGCAAAAAUCUUGGACAACAAUUACAGGAUUUUCCAACUAUUCAACGAAUAUUACCGGCUCUGACAGUACUUGAAGAUGGUUAUAAUGAAAUGAAGGAAAUGUUAGUGAACUCAAACAAAAGUGGUAUGCAUAAACAGACCCUACCAGCUACAACAAUUUUCAAAAGUAUAGAGCAGUGUUUUCAAAAUAUUCAGGCUAUAGUUGACGAAAAUGAGGGACGAGUAAAUAAACCAAAAUUAUCACCUUUAAAAAGUACAAAACGGAAUUUGAAACGUAAAGGUUUCACAAGUAUUCAUAACAAUAAGAAAAGCGAAGAUUGUGGUGCAACCGAAAGUAUUUCAAAAAAAAGUAAUAUACGUAGAAGAAUGUCAGCACGCACCGUAUUUACGGAUGAAUUGCCUAAGGAUUUAUUAGAUGAUCUGCAAGAGCAAGAAUCCAUAAUAAGCACGGAGGAUCAAGAUUUGUCCGAUGUUGAGCAAACAACAGAAUCUCAAGAAAAUACCGAGGAUAUGAACGAUACGCAUGAAAGCAACCAAGAGGAAGAAGUAAUUGAGCAGCAAUUAAGUGAACUAUUAGAAAUAGAACUAAGCCAAGAGACUAGAACGACCUCAUAUAAUAAGCAUAAAUUAUCAUUAGAUUGAAUAUUCCAUAGUCACAACAAAACGAAUAAUUUUAAUAUAAUAUAAGCAAAUAGUUAAAUGUAUAAAAUUUAAAGCAUAUAAUAAAAAAUCGUACUAAAAACUGAA
Messenger RNA from Zeugodacus cucurbitae (melon fly), 1390 nucleotides. RefSeq lists its product as uncharacterized. Gene Ontology annotation, molecular function: sequence-specific DNA binding. The record is from RefSeq and is a predicted model, not a curated record. Bases 68 to 1285 code for a protein of 405 amino acids. Gene Ontology annotation, cellular component: snRNA-activating protein complex. The transcript has a single exon. Lineage: Eukaryota; Metazoa; Arthropoda; Insecta; Diptera; Tephritidae. Gene Ontology annotation, biological process: snRNA transcription by RNA polymerase II; snRNA transcription by RNA polymerase III.